Molecule: messenger RNA, 1101 nt
Organism: Protopolystoma xenopodis
Lineage: Eukaryota; Metazoa; Platyhelminthes; Monogenea; Polystomatidea; Polystomatidae
Source: the annotation of a GenBank genome assembly
AUGUCACCCGAAGCAGUCCAGUUCGGUGUUUUCAGUGUGCAAUCGGACCUCUGGUCUUACGGAAUUGUGCUUUACGAGAUCAUUACAUUUGGGGCCUUUCCUUAUGGUGGACUUGGUGACGUUGAAGUCGUAGAACGCGUCAAACGCAUGGAAUUCAAUAUUACUGAAUUUCUUCCACCAUCCGCCUAUGACACUCCCGUUUGGCGCCUGAUUGACCAUUGCUGCCAGUACCAAUGGCAACACCGGCCUGCUUCCGUACAACAAGUCAUCGAUGCUCUGGCCAUGGUUCCCGAGUGUGUCCGACCCUUUUUGACAGAUGAGCCACCAAAGCCGGAGACGAGCGAUCUCAAUGGUUUGCCUUUUCAGCCCUGUAUAGGUGGAUGCACCCUGUCUGAGGAAGAGGAAGCCAUCGUCAAUCUUUCCCAGCGUAAUUUCGGUCUUAAUCUUCAUCUUUCGCCUGCCAGUAUUCGUCAACCGGGCAACUCGGUUGGCUCCUGUUUUCCUGGCAUUGGCGAAGGUCCUGGCGUCACCUCUGCUACCGGCCCGGACAUAUGUGUCAAUGGCCCUCCAUCUAAUCCUAAUAGGUCUUUAGUGGACCCCACCGAAGCGGAUAACGGUGACCAGGCUCAAUGUCACUUGCUUGCUCUUGACGCCUAUCAUCAACCUUCCGUGCCACCACCUCACCAUCAGCACCACGUCCACAACCAUAAUCAUCACCAAUAUCAAAAUCCGAACCAGUAUCAUCCUAAACAGCAGAUACAGAUGCACCAAUUACAGAGUCAAACUCCCUUUCUCCAUCAGUCUUACCAACACCAACCCUAUCAUCACCAUCACCACCACCACGUACAUCACCUACGCUCAAUCGAUGCCUUUCCUCAAGCUAGUUGGUCAGCUAUUCCCUAUCCAGGCGACCAGCCGGAGCACCGUCUUAUUAUGCCGAUAUCGUUCACUUCUGCAGCAGCUAUUGCGAAUACCAAUCAGACCAUAUAUUCACGAAUUCAAUGUCCACCUCCUCAACACUAUUCUCUUGUCUGCGAACAGCAUAUUUCGGAUGUAGUCAACGGGGCUGAUAUUGCUUCUGCUGAGAGGGGAUGCGGAUAC